Triticum aestivum (bread wheat) is the source of this 1788-nucleotide messenger RNA. Its product is annotated as telomerase Cajal body protein 1. Lineage: Eukaryota; Viridiplantae; Streptophyta; Magnoliopsida; Poales; Poaceae. The transcript has 12 exons. Bases 74 to 1435 code for a protein of 453 amino acids. Gene Ontology annotation, molecular function: protein binding. The record is from RefSeq and is a predicted model, not a curated record.
CGGCCAAGCAGUCUGGUCGCUCUGCCGGAGAGGAGAGAGAGAGCGGAGGGGGGAGGGAGAGUUCCUUCCAGCGAUGGAAGAAGCGGCGGAGGAGCGAGCGGCCGCGCCGGUCGCCGCCGAGUUCGAGGAUGCGGCGGAGAACGGGACGGAGGGGGAGGAGGGAGGCUCUGCUCCCGCGGCAGAGGAGGACGCUGCUGCUGCGGCGGCAGCGUACUCGUGGCCUGAGCUCCGCUUCGAUCUCCCGCCGCGCCGCCGGUACCACUUCGCCGACCAGUUCCGCUCCCCUUGCUCCUCCUCCUCCGCCGGUAACUUCCUCAAGGGCGUCAAGUGGUCGCCCGACGGCUCCUCCUUCCUCACCAGCUCCGACGACAACUCCCUCCGCAUGUUCUACCUGUACGCGCGCGCGCCUCUCCUUGUUCCUUCCCGUACCUUCUUAUGCCCUCGACUAACGCUCCUUGUUCCUUUCUCGGCCAGGCCGGAGGACGCGUACAGUGCUGCGGCGGAGCACACCGCAGAGGCCGCCGUCGGAGGCCAAGACUCCUAUGGCGCAAGCCUCCAGGUGAACGAGGGCGAGCCCGUGUACGACUUCUGCUGGUACCCCUACAUGUCCGUGUCUGAUCCAGCCACCUGUGUGUUUGCUAGCACCAGUCGCGAUCAUCCGAUACACCUCUGGGACGCCACCACCGGCGAGCUUCGAUGCACUUACAGAGCAUACGACGCCAUGGAUGAGAUAACGGCUGCACUUUCAAUAUCGUUUAAUUCUACAGGAUCCAAGCUUUUUGCUGGAUACAACAAAGCAAUCAGAGUGUUUGAUGUUCAUCGGCCUGGUAGAGAUUUUGAGCAAUACUCUUUGCUUAAAGGGGGUGAAGGGCCAACUGGUAUAAUAUCUUCAAUCUCGUUCUCUCCUCAAAAUGGGAUGCUCGCAGUUGGCUCGUAUAGCCAGACAACAGCUGUUUAUGCGGAGGGUAACAUGGAGCCAUUAUAUGUUCUACAUGGCCAGCUUGGGGGUGUUACACAGGUGCUUUUUUCGAAAGAUGGAAAUUAUUUAUAUACUGGAGGGCGGAAGGAUCCAUACAUAUUAUGUUGGGAUAUUCGGAACACCGUGGACAUUGUUUACAAGUUGUACAGAUCGUGUGAUACUACCAAUCAAAGAGUACAAUUUGAUAUUGAGCCCUGUGGCAAGCAUCUUGCCACUGGUGGGCAGGACGGCAUGGUCCAUAUUUACGACCUUCAAGGUGGCCAAUGGGUGACAGGCUUCCAAGCAGCUGCUGAUACUGUCAACGGUUUCUCCUUCCAUCCAUACCUUCCUCUUGCUACAACAUCGUCUGGGCACAGAAGAUUUGGUAUGGAAGAUGAAUUUGAAGAGGAAUCGAGUUUGGCAGGUGAUGAGAACUGCUGCUCUGUCUGGAAGUUUUCUUGCUCACAAGAAUCUUGAAACAUCAAACCCUGAGCUGUGGAGGGACAGUUGAACAUUUUGGACAGCAGAUGCUGGAAGUACAUGGUGUAAUGCGAUCAGGCUAUAGCUGUGGGUGGGCAAGAACUGGAUGCAGACCGCUAAAACGCACACUGUACCAAUGAGUUAUUAGAGAGUUCACCGGCUUAUCCUGUUCCAGGCAGACAACUUGCUGUGCUGGGUAACAAGCUGGUAAACCAUGAUAGUACGAUUGUUUUUUGGGGAAUAUGAGCUGAUUUUUUUUAUCAUGGCAUGUAUCGAUGGGAUUUGCGUGUAUAAACACCUUGUAUGCUGGUCGAUUAGGCCCCCAUUCAAUUCAAAGUCUUAUUUACUGA